Messenger RNA from Glycine soja, 1352 nucleotides. Its product is annotated as peroxidase 10-like. The record is from RefSeq and is a predicted model, not a curated record. Gene Ontology annotation, molecular function: heme binding; peroxidase activity. NCBI's taxonomy places the organism in Eukaryota, Viridiplantae, Streptophyta, Magnoliopsida, Fabales, Fabaceae. The transcript is spliced from 4 exons. The coding region runs from base 65 to 1060 and encodes 331 amino acids. Gene Ontology annotation, biological process: hydrogen peroxide catabolic process; response to oxidative stress.
GAUAAUAUUGUCUCACAGCAAUAAUCGAGUUGUUACCUAUUAUUGGCUUUCAAAUUUUCAACUUAUGGAGUGCACUUCCAAUAAUAAGCAUUCUUUUGUUCUCUUGAUUUUGCUCGUACUCCUUAGUCCUCUAGUACUUUGCCAACUUAGAUAUGACUACUAUUUUGCAACAUGUCCAACCCUCACUUUCAUUGUUCGAAACUCACUUGUGCUAGCUAUGGCAGAUGAACAAAGGAUUGCAGCUUCUAUCUUACGCCUUCAUUUCCAUGAUUGUUUUGCCAAUGGAUGUGAUGCAUCUGUGCUACUAGAUGAUACCAGCAGUUUUAAAGGGGAGAAAAGUGCAUUGCCUAAUCUAAAUUCACUCAAAGGAUUUGAGCUUAUUGACACAAUCAAGUCUCAAAUAGAGUGGAUAUGCCCAUCCACCGUGUCAUGUGCUGAUAUACUAGCUCUAGCAGCAAGAGAAGCUGUUAAUCUUAGUAUAGGAACAUAUUACUGGCGACCAGCACUUCUUGGUCGUAGAGACGGCACAACAGCUAGUGAGAGCGAGGCUAGUUGGUUACCUUCACCCUCUGACACCUUACAAAACAUUACCAACAAGUUCCUUUCAAAGGGUCUUGAUAUUAAGGAUUUAGUAGUGCUCUCAGGAGCCCACACAAUAGGCUAUGCUCGGUGCUUUACAUUGAAGCAAAGGUUUUUCAACUAUAAGGACACUGGCAAACCGGAUCCAUCACUGGAUGCUUCACUCUUACAACAUUUACAGAAACUAUGUCCAGAUAACAGUUCUGACACCAAUUUGGCUCCCUUGGAUCCUGUCACCACAUACACAUUUGAUAACAUGUAUUACAAAAACCUUGUUAAGAACUUAGGGUUACUACCAACUGAUGAGGCUCUUAUGAGUGAUAGCACAACUGCUUCGUUGGUGAACAAGUAUAGCCAGUGGCCAAGUGGUAUGGUUUACUUUUACAAGGACUUUGAUGUGUCUCUAGAGAAAAUGGGCCUUAUAGGUGUACUUACAGGACCACAAGGGGACAUAAGGAAAAACUGCAGGGUGAUCAACUAGAAAUACAUUUUCAUGUGCUCUAAUACUUUACCAAAAUAUAGACCGUGUUAUAGAUGAAUAGAUAUAUAGAUGUGUAUAUCAACAUUGGUUAGAAGAGAAAUUCAUUUAGAGUUCAUAUUAUACAUGAACAACCUGCCUAAGUUUGUGAAAAAACUAGACAUGUGCAUGGAUUUGCACCCAUAUGAAAAAUUGGACCUAUAGUUCAAAUUGGUGAAUUUGGGGGGUUUGGCAACUUUUUGUUUCCACGGAAAAUGAUUUUGUUUUAUAUUUCAAAAUCAUCUUUAUUCUUUUA